AUGUCUUCUUACGGCGGCAGCGGUGGCUACCAGCGCGAUUCUCAUCGCUCCAGGGGUGGUUACUCUAACGGAUACUCGAACGGUGGUGGUGGUGGUGGUGGCGGCGGCUACGGUGGUGGCUACGGCGGCGGUGGUGGUGGUGGUGGCUAUGGAGGAGGUUAUGGCGGCGGCGGUUAUGGAAGAGACGCUGGUGCUGCCGGUGGUGACCGCAUGUCCAACUUGGGUUCCGGUCUGAAGAAGCAAGACUGGGACCUAGAUUCUCUCCCUAAGUUCGAAAAGUCUUUUUACAAGGAACACCCAGAUGUUGCCGCUCGUUCCCAGCGUGAAGUUGACGAAUUCCGUAAGACGAGCGAGAUGACGGUUCAGGGAAAGAACAUCCCUCGCCCCGUCGAGACCUUCGACGAGGCUGGUUUCCCUCAGUACGUUCUUAGCGAGGUCAAGGCUCAGGGAUUUGAGAAGCCUACUUCUAUCCAGUCCCAGGGCUGGCCUAUGGCUCUAUCCGGUCGCGACGUCGUUGGUAUUGCCGAGACCGGUUCCGGAAAGACCCUGUCAUACUGUCUUCCUGCUAUCGUCCACAUCAACGCUCAGCCUCUCCUUGCUCCUGGAGAUGGCCCUAUCGUCCUCGUCCUCGCCCCUACUCGUGAAUUGGCCGUCCAGAUUCAGACUGAGAUUACCAAGUUUGGAAAGUCCUCCCGCAUCAGAAACACCUGUGUUUACGGUGGUGUCCCCAAGGGUCCUCAGAUCCGCGAUUUGUCUCGUGGUGUUGAGGUCUGCAUUGCGACUCCUGGUCGUCUCAUCGACAUGCUUGAGGCCGGCCGCACCAACCUUCGCCGAGUCACUUACCUUGUUCUUGACGAGGCUGACCGCAUGCUGGACAUGGGUUUCGAACCUCAAAUUCGCAAGAUCAUUGGUCAAAUUCGCCCUGACCGUCAAACCUGCAUGUGGUCUGCCACCUGGCCCAAGGAAGUCCGCCAGCUUGCUAGCGAUUUCCUCAACGACUACAUCCAAGUCAACAUUGGUUCAAUGGACCUGUCCGCUAACCACCGUAUCACUCAAAUCGUCGAGGUCGUUUCCGACUUCGAAAAGCGUGAUCGCAUGAUCAAGCAUCUCGAAAAGAUUAUGGAGACUCAGGGUAGCAAGUGCCUUGUUUUCACUGGCACUAAGCGCAUUGCGGAUGAGAUCACCCGCUUCCUCCGUCAAGACGGAUGGCCAGCCCUUUCCAUUCACGGUGACAAGCAACAGCAAGAACGAGAUUGGGUCUUGAACGAAUUCAAGACGGGCAAGAGCCCAAUCAUGGUGGCUACUGACGUAGCUUCCCGUGGUAUCGAUGUUCGUGACAUUACUCAUGUCCUGAAUUAUGACUAUCCCAACAACUCUGAAGACUACGUUCACCGUAUUGGCCGAACUGGUCGUGCGGGUGCCAAGGGUACCGCCAUUACCUUCUUCACAACUGACAAUUCUAAGCAGGCUCGUGAUUUGGUCACUAUCCUUUCUGAGGCUAAGCAGCAGAUUGAUCCCCGUCUCGCUGAGAUGGUCCGCUACAGCGGAGGCGGCGGCCACGGUGGUGGCUAUGGCCGUUGGGGUGGUCGUGGCGGUCGUGGCGGUGGCCGCGGUCGUGGUGGUAACUUCACUGCCUCCAACGCAGCGCCGCUCGGCAACAGCCGUCGCUGGUAA
Messenger RNA from Aspergillus puulaauensis, 1674 nucleotides. It is a transcript of the gene DBP2, whose product is annotated as DEAD-box ATP-dependent RNA helicase DBP2. The record is from RefSeq and is a predicted model, not a curated record. The coding region runs from base 1 to 1674 and encodes 557 amino acids. Gene Ontology annotation, cellular component: cytoplasm; ribonucleoprotein complex; nucleus. The transcript has 6 exons. Lineage: Eukaryota; Fungi; Ascomycota; Eurotiomycetes; Eurotiales; Aspergillaceae. Gene Ontology annotation, molecular function: RNA helicase activity; RNA binding; ATP binding. Gene Ontology annotation, biological process: rRNA processing.